Molecule: messenger RNA, 486 nt
Organism: Eubalaena glacialis (North Atlantic right whale)
Lineage: Eukaryota; Metazoa; Chordata; Mammalia; Artiodactyla; Balaenidae
Gene: LSM8
Product: LSM8 homolog, U6 small nuclear RNA associated
Exons: 4
Coding region: 135-362 (75 amino acids)
Biological process (GO): mRNA splicing, via spliceosome
Cellular component (GO): U6 snRNP; U4/U6 x U5 tri-snRNP complex; precatalytic spliceosome
Molecular function (GO): RNA binding
Source: RefSeq, a predicted model, not a curated record
GCCGGCCACCACAGGCAUUUGCUGGGGCUGUGGCGAGUCCCGCGCCUGCACCGGAGAGGACCGGCGGUUGCGACGCCCGGCAGCUGCGGGGCCCGUUAUCAGGAACUGUUGCUGUCAUUACUUCUGAUGGGAGAAUGAUUGUGGGAACACUGAAAGGCUUUGACCAGACCAUUAAUUUGAUUUUGGAUGAAAGCCAUGAACGAGUGUUCAGCUCUUCACAGGGAGUAGAACAAGUGGUACUAGGUUUAUACAUUGUGAGAGGUGAUAAUGUUGCAGUCAUUGGAGAAAUUGAUGAAGAGACAGAUUCUGCACUUGAUUUGGGGAAUAUUCGAGCAGAACCUCUGAACUCUGUAGCACACUAAGGAUAAACUACAUAUAUUGGACAUCUGUAAAUCUUUGUACAGAAACUGAUUAUUCUGAGGAUGAUGGGCAGAAUUUUUAUGAAAGUGUAAUUGUGGAUUUUGACUCCAUAUUGAUUCAUUGUAA